This is a messenger RNA of Lotus japonicus, 852 nucleotides long. RefSeq names its product putative F-box protein PP2-B12. NCBI's taxonomy places the organism in Eukaryota, Viridiplantae, Streptophyta, Magnoliopsida, Fabales, Fabaceae. Gene Ontology annotation, molecular function: protein binding. The transcript has 3 exons. The record is from RefSeq and is a predicted model, not a curated record. The coding region runs from base 13 to 822 and encodes 269 amino acids.
GUGAGUAAAGAUAUGGAAUUGACAGAAGGAUGCAUCGCCGCCAUACUAUGUCGCACUACUCCGUUGGAUGUUGCUAGACUCUCCUCCGUUUCAAAGAUCUUCCGCUCCGCCGCUGAUUCUAACAAAGUUUGGGAUCAUUUUCUCCCUUCUGAUUAUCAUUCCAUCAUUUCUCAGUCUCCUUCCCUGGCCAACGCUCCUUCAAAGAAAGCCCUUUACCUUGCUCUCUCUGAUUGCCCCAUCAUCAUCGAUCAGGGUAAAAAGAGCUUUCAAUUGGAUAGAAAGAAUGGGAAGAAGAGUUACAUGCUUUCUGCCAGAGCUCUCUCAAUCGCCAGAGGUGAUUAUGAGUCGUACCCACACUGGGUCAUCCUCCCAGAGUCUAGGUUUAAAGAAGUUGCCAGGCUUAAAGUUGCUUGCUGGUAUGAUAUUUGGGGGCAGAUAAAUAUUGCUGCUUUGUCCCCAAACACUCAGUAUUCAGCUUUUCUUGUGUUCAAGUUGGCCAAUUCCCUUGGAUUUCACUAUGAUCCUGUGUUGUUAUCGGUGGGCAUUUCGGGAGGCCAUAUCUGUUCUAAGAAGACUUUGUUGGACCCGAGCAUAGAAGAGGGGCACCUGGACAAUAGAACCAAGGUACUAGAAUGUCCAAAUAUGAGAAGUGAUGGGUUGUUGGAGAUUGAGAUGGGGGAGUUCUUCAAUUCAGGUUCAGGGAAUGAUAAAGUUGAGAUGACUAUUAUGAUGACAGGUAAGGGUUAUUGGAAUGGUAUUUUGUAUCUUGAAGGAAUAGAAGUUAGGCCUAAAACAUCUGGUUCCAGAAGAAAUAGUAUUUAGGCCUAGAAAUAUGUUAAGCGUCUUGCAAAU